This is a messenger RNA of Heterobasidion irregulare TC 32-1, 4597 nucleotides long. RefSeq lists its product as uncharacterized. The record is from RefSeq and is a predicted model, not a curated record. The transcript has 17 exons. Gene Ontology annotation, molecular function: protein binding. Gene Ontology annotation, cellular component: Golgi apparatus; membrane. Gene Ontology annotation, biological process: Golgi to endosome transport; protein targeting to vacuole; Golgi to vacuole transport. NCBI's taxonomy places the organism in Eukaryota, Fungi, Basidiomycota, Agaricomycetes, Russulales, Bondarzewiaceae. Bases 1 to 4365 code for a protein of 1454 amino acids.
AUGCUCUUGACCUGGCUGCUCUGUCUGCUGCUGCCAUCGCUCGUCGUGCGCGCUGCAGAGCCAGAGGUUUCGAUCAACUACUUCCACAACCUCCCUGCGAAACUCUACUCCUUCGAUGACGCAACCGUUGUCGCGUACCACGAUGUUAUUGAGGGCAACCUGUAUAUAUCCAAUAACGAGGGGAAAUCUUGGGAGAGGGCUUCCGAUAUCCCCGAAGGAGCUGCAGCUAUGUUUAUCGAGCACCCGUUUAACAAUCGAAUGGCAUUCGUCCUCACGAAGAAGAACGAGCAUUAUCGGACGGAAGACCGCGGUAAAACAUGGCAUUCAUUCACUAUGCCCCUGCCUCCCGCCUUCGUUCCAAGACCCCUCUCGUUCCACUCCGACCAAAGCAAAUAUGGUUACAUCCUUUAUCAGGGUGUGCAGUGCAAGGGUUCAGGAUGGGGAUCAAUGUGUCAUGAUGAGACGUAUUACACAAAAGAGGCUUUCAGCGACGAACCCAAGCUGCUACUCUCGCAGACGUCUCGUUGCCAAUUCGCACACAGCAGUAAAGACUUCAGGCAUGACGCACACCCGGACCUCAUUUACUGCGUCGGAUUUGACGCGUCCUCCAUGUCUGGUCAUCACUCGCUAUCGUCCAGCCAACUCUUCUCUAGUACAGACUUUUUCCAGUCCGUGAAUACCGUCGAGGACCUCGGUAUCGGCAAGAACGCGCGGGGCGUGCUCGCGCUCGCGAUCGUGUCUAAGUUUGCCGUGGUAGCGCUGAAGGACCUGUCGUCUGCGGGAGGCGAGAUGCUCUUAUAUGUCUCGGUAGACGCCCGGACGUGGGCCAAGGCGCGGUUCCCACACGCGUCAAGCGCGCGCCUGCGCGAGAACGCGUACACAAUCGUCGAGUCGACGACGCAUUCGCUCGCGGUGGACGUCAUGCUCCAGGACCAGGGCGCGGUAGGCACGCUGUUCGUGAGCAAUUCGAACGGGACUUUCUUCGUCGAGAGCUUGAAGGACACGAACCGAAACGAGAUGGGCUUCGUCGACUACGAGAACCUGUACGGCGUCGACGGAGUCGGCCUUGCUAACGUCGUUGCGAAUGCGCAGGACGUCGAGGGCCGCGGCGCGCAGAAGCAGCUCCGCACGGUCAUCACGUUCGAUGAUGGGAGUUCGUGGCAGCCCGUGCGAGCGCCGAGCGUGGAUUCGGAGAACCAUCGCAUCGGGUGCAAUCCCGCCGAUACGGACGAGUGCGCGCUGCACCUACACUCGGUCACGCUCCCGCACAACUUUGGGCGGGUGUUCUCGUCGCCUGCGCCUGGAUUCGUGAUGGGCGUCGGCUCCAUUGGCGCGUAUCUCAAGCCGUACGAGGAGUGCGACACGUUCUUGAGCACCGACGCCGGUUUGAGCUGGAAGAUGGUGCGCAUGGAUGCGCACAAAUACGAGUUUGGUGACCAGGGCAGUAUUAUGGUCGUCGUCAACGACGAAGACUCGACAGAUACGGUGCGGUACUCGACGGACCUCGGCAAAACCUGGAAUGCGCUCAAUAUUGGCAUCAAGAUGCGCGCACGCGCGCUGUCCACUGUCCAAGACUCAACGUCACAGAAAUUCCUCAUGAUCGGCCAACUCGGACGACAGGAGGCGACAGACCGUGGUCGGUUUGUCACCGUCUUCCUCGACUUUGCGCCCGUGCGCUCGCAGCAGUGUCAGGAGAGCGACUUCGAGAAAUGGUACGCUCGCACUGCUAAGGGCAAGGAAUGCCUGAUGGGCCACAAGCAAUGGUAUAAGCGCCGAAAGCCUGACGCGAAUUGCUAUGUCGGGAAUAAAUUUGAGGACCCUGUCGAGCAUGAAGAUAACUGCCCCUGUGACGAUGACGAUUUCGAGUGCGACUACAAUUUUGUCCGUCAGGAUGGCAAGUGCAUCCCAGUUGGCCCGGAACCUAUCCCAGCCGGAGUCUGUAUGGACCAGAACCAGAUGUAUAAAGGAUCGUCCGGGUACCGCCGUAUUCCUGGAAACACUUGUGAUCGGGAGAGGGGCCUGAAGAAAGAUGAACCCAUUGAGAAGAAAUGUUCGCAAGCGCAACCUGCGGAAGGAGAGGUUAUUCAUCAGACUUUUACGUUCCCGGCGCAGGUUGUGCAACAGGCAUAUUUCCAGGAUUCCACGACUAUCCUUGUACGCCUGUCCGACAACUCCAUCUGGCAAUCCAGCAACGAGGGCUAUACCUGGAAUCAAAUCAACCCGAAAGAAAAGUUCCUCGCCUUCUACCACCACACCUUCACCAAGGACCGCGCCUACCUGAUCACGGAGGGCAACACGUUCUACUAUACGACCGACAACGGGCGCACGUGGAACACGCUUACGGCACCAACUCCGCCGAACUCGUUCGGGCUGCAAGUGCUGCACUUCCACCCACAGAAGUCGGACUACCUGAUCUGGACGGGCAACCGCGAUUGUCACGCGUUCGCGGAGAGCUGUCACGUGGAGGCGGCCUACUCGCGUGACAACGGGCGUAAGUGGUACCCAAUCGAGAGCUAUGUGCGCAACUGCGCAUGGGCCCGCGACUCAGAGCUGCUCGUCGACCCCUCGCAAAUCAUAUGCGAGUCGUACCGCGACAAGAAGGGAUCGCAACGCUUCUUCCAGGUGACGAACCCACUUGAGCUUGUGGGCGGAACGGACUUCUUCCAGAAAAAGACGAAGCUGUUCGAUAAUGUUGUUGGGUUCGCGAAGUUCUCGGAGUACCUGGUCGUAGCGGAGUAUCUUCCUGAACGCAGAUCGCUGGAUCUCCAGGUAUCAUUGGAUGGGAGGACUUUUGCUACCGGCCAGUUCCCGAACAAUAUGCGUCCUGAACAGCAUGCCUACACCAUUCUGGAGUCCAGUACCGACUCGGUAUUCCUCCACUUGACAAUGUCAGAGCCUCCGAGCCCGUAUUGGGGUAACAUUCUCAAGUCCAACUCCAAUGGGACCUAUUUCGGGCUGUCGAUCGAGAACGUGAAUCGCGACGACCGAGGGUAUGUUGACUUUGAAAAGAUGAUCGGGUUAGAUGGAAUUGCCAUCAUUAAUGUCGUGUCGAAUCCGGCUGAGGCGUCGGUGACGCGCUCGAAACAGUUGCAGACUCGCAUCACACACAAUGAUGGUGGCACUUGGAAACCUCUCAUCCCUCCAAAAGUUGAUUCCAUGGGUCGGAGGUAUGAGUGCAGCACUGCGAGCUGUGCACUUCAUGUACACGGAUAUACGGAGCGAUUUGACCCAAGAGCGACAUACAGCAGCCCAUCCGUGGUCGGUCUAAUGAUGGCCGUCGGGAACGUGGGCGAAAAGUUGGCGCCCUAUAAAGAGAGCGAUACCUUCCUUAGUCGGGAUGCAGGCUUCACAUGGGAAGAGGUCCACAAGGACGCUCACCUUUGGGAGUUUGGUGACUCUGGCUCCAUCUUGGUCAUGGCGAACGACGAGGAACCAACGGACCACGUGUUGUUCAGCACCGACGAAGGAAUAACGUGGCGCGAGUACAAGUUUGACAACGAAAAGAUGCGUGUGCGCUCGAUCGUCACGGUGCCGUCAGACACCAGCCGCCGGUUCCUCCUCCUGGGCAAUUACCCAAGGUCGCCGAGUUCGAUCGCCGUCCACCUUGAUUUCUCUGCUUUAACCCAUACGCGAUGUGUUCUCGAUACACAAAACCCUGGCCAUGAUGAUUUCGAGCUCUGGAGUCCCAGCGAGGAACGAGCCGAGCUUUGUCUAUUUGGUCGACAGACUCUGUACCAUCGUCGCGUUCGCGAGAAAAAUUGUGUAGUCGGCGGCCAAGAAAAGGCUGCAAUCAAGAUUGUCAAAAACUGCGCAUGCACCCAGUCCGAUUUCGAAUGUGAAUUCAAUCAUGUUCGCAAUGCCGAUGGCAAGUGCGUGUUGUCGGAGGGCGAAAGUCCACUUGCCGACGACGACUCUUGUCGGAACGGGGCAGACUAUUGGUACGAACGCACAGCGUACCGCAAGAUUCCUUACUCUUCUUGUGAGGAUGGGAUCACGCCGCAUCUCGGGAAGGCCCAUCUGUGUCCGGGCAUUCGCGCGCACGGGCCGUUCUUCUGGUUAUUCGUGCUCGUCCUACCUUUUGCCUUCACUUCGCUAGUGGGUUACUGGUAUUACCGCAAGAGCGGCAUGGCCAGAGGAAUGAUCCGUCUGCCUGGAGAUACAAGACCAUCCUUCCGGACAGAUUCAAGCACGCUGGACACCUUGGCGUCCAUCCCUUGGUUUGUCAUCGGGGUCGCCGGUGUGGCAUGGGAGGCGGUGUCGUCGACGGUCGGGUCGUUCGUCCUAAACUUCCGUUCGCGAAGAGGUUACAGGACCGUUCCUGUCGAUGGGGACGCGCAGAUCCUCCGCUUCGAGGACGAAGAAUGAGCAUGGGUUGGCAGCUGUUUUGGUAUUGUAGACGUGUCUGUCUCUGUUGAAUUGUCCGUUGUUUCAAUUGUAUUGUCCGCAUUCACUUAUGAGGAUCACGGGACGGUCGUAAUAUCUAUUGCAUGUCCGCUGAGCUUGUACAUAUGAGAUGAUGUUUUCUCUAGUGAAGAGUGUUUGACAUCUUUACUCACGUAUUAUAUUUGAGGUCCUUCCAGGACAAGCAUGCUAAUUG